Notodromas monacha is the source of this 2655-nucleotide messenger RNA. NCBI's taxonomy places the organism in Eukaryota, Metazoa, Arthropoda, Ostracoda, Podocopida, Cyprididae. The record is from the annotation of a GenBank genome assembly.
AUUAUUACUAGAAUACUGUAUGGUGUGACGCUGUGACAAUUCUAAAUCGUGUGCCAUGUCGUCUGGCACUCCGCGAAAUUACGUGCAGAUGCUGCUUUUCAAGGACCGAUUGAAAACGUUUGAUGGUGUGCCAUGGCCGAAAGAGCACCCUUCACCACAGAAGAUGGCGGAGGCCGGCUUUUUCUUCAUCGGUAACAAAGAUGCUCCGGAUAUGAUGGCGGAGGCCGGCUUUUUCUUCAUCGGUAACAAAGAUGCUCCGGAUAUGGUGAAAUGUCCAUUUUGUCUGAAAGAGAUGGAUUGCUGGGAGAGCGAAGAUGAUCCAUGGCAUGAACAUGGUCGUAAGAAAUCCAGUUGUGCAUUUCUAAGUCUAGGGAGAAAACCGCUUACUUUCGCCGAGAAUUUCAAACUUCACGAAACUCUGGUUGAGAAUAGCAUCGUAAUUAUAAUGGCAGGUCAUGAAAUCGAUCUUGAGACAUCUGCGCUGGAAGAAUUCGUGCGUUGUAAUGAUUUAAUGAACGAGUCCGCCGAUGAGCUUGAAACCCUGGUUGUCUUGGAGUUUGACCCGCGUACUCCUGAAGAAACCCUGCGGUGGCUAUACGGGAAACUUACUGGAGAUGCCGAGUCUGGUGGAUCGGAACUGAUCGUGAAAGCUCAUAUUGAAGAGCAUGCGUUAUCCUUCCAUGUCACCGCCAGUACGCUGCGUUUGCUAGAAAUUGCUGAAGGAGUUUCAAUGCGUCGGCGUGCGUUAGAUGGAAAAGUGCGUGUGUUUUCUAUGGCAGAAGGACAUUACUUCGUGGGCAAAGAGUCUCGACCUCGGGACUUAUUCACCACUGCGGAGCUGCAGCGAUUUGUAUCGAUCGCUAUGGAUGACCUGCGCAUAACGCUUCCCGAUACUCAGCUUGGAAUGAAAACAUUUCCUGGACUAUCAAUACCCGUGUCAGAAGGAACGCCGAUCGACGAUGUUCGCGAAUAUUUUGGAGAAUCGCUCGGUCUGUACUUCUCGUUCUUCCAUUUCUACUUGAAAAGCUUGAUUUUUCCCGCGGUGGCUGGACCAAUGCUGUUCUUUCUGUGCAACAUUUUUGGAAUUCCUGCUGGUUACGCUGUCGUGAUUUCCUGCGUAACGAACUUACUUUGGAUAACUGUCUUUUUUGAGUUAUGGAAACGGAAAAAUGCUUCAUUGACCUACGAUUGGGGAACCCACGACAUUCAUUCCUACCAUGAACCGCUAAGGCCAGGCUUUCACGGAGAAAUGAUCCGGUUGAAGAACGGAAAACUGGAAUUGAGAUACCCGCGGUGGAAAACCAUGUGCAAAGAAUACCUCGUUUCUUAUCCAGUAAUGGGAAUAUUGGCAGCCGUUUAUCUGGGACUCAUUUAUAUCGAAACUUUGGCGAAUGAGUUCGUUUAUGCUGUUCAAUUUGAUGAAGAUCCUGGUUAUGGAAGAUACUUGGUGUAUUUUCCAUCGAUUGCUUACGGCGUUAUUAUUUAUCUGCUGUCGCAGCCGACGAGGCAGUUCGCAGCGUUUCUGACCAGUUGGGAAAAUCACGCUACGCAAAAUGCCUGGGACAUGCAUUUGAUGAUCAAGCUAGCCGUUGUUGAAUUCGUGAACUUGUUUGCUUCCUUGUUCUACAUCGGAUUUUACUUGCAAAAUUGGGACUCUCUAAGAAUGCAAUUGGCGAUGUUGUUGCUGGUUCAUGCGUUUUUGGAAAAUAUCUCGGAGCAUGUCAUCCCCUAUCUGAAUCAAAAAUCUGCGGUCAAGGAAAUUCAAAGUUCUUUAUCAGACUUUGUCAAAGAGAAAACCGGAUACGACAUACUUCACAAUGAAAGUUGCGAAGGAAAGAUGAAAUUACCUUCGUACAUUCCCAGAAUGGAUCCGAAUGCAUGGGAAGUACGCCAGGCGCGAGAAGAUUCUGGAAAGCCACCGUACGAGAGCAAAUAUGAUAAUUAUUCAGAAAUUUGGGCUCAGUUCGGCUAUGCGUUCAUGUUUUCUGCUGUACUUCCGUGGACGGGGAUGUUCUGCAUUGUUGCAAAUUGCUUUGAGAUUGUUUGCUGAUCUUUUCAAGCUUUGCUUUAUUGCCCAACGACCCAUGUCACUGCGUGCCAAAAAUAUUGGGGCUUGGAAGGAUGCCUUUGUUGGCCUCGGAGUUGCAGCAGUGUCAACAAACUGUGCUUUGAUGGCUCUUUCGCCGGAAGUUCAAGCCUUAACGUCGUUGUCGAACAAGGCGACCGCGUGGCCAUAUAUUUUCAUCUUCUUGGAGCAUUGCGUUUUCUUGUGUAGAAACGUGAUCGCCAUGGUAAUCCCAAAUGUUCCUGAUCAUGUUCGAAAAGCGCUCGCUGAGGUUGAGCAAACAGCUACUGAACAGCGUCUUUUGAAGUUGAGAAAAAUUCUGCGAGAAUUUCGCAAGAAGAAAGGACCCGAAAAGCGAGAAUCUCCUGAGAAAUAUUUCGAGGAGUCUACGGAAAGCGGUGGUCUGAAGCAUCGCGCCACAGCAGUUUCCCCGCCCGAAUAAAUGAAAUCUUCCGGUGCCUUAACUAAAUAUGGUUGCCUUUGUAUGCUUAUGUGAUGAGAUUGUUUUGAGAUUUGCUAGACGUGAGACCUAAGAGGCAUUUGUUAAUUACUGAUUCUCCGGGAAAAGGAAAAACCUAUCCAUUCGAAAA